AUGACAUCACAGUGGCACGAAUUUUACCGACAGGCAAGGAGUGGCUGUUGGAAACUGAAACAAAGCUUGACCGCUGACCGGCGUGCAGGGAUGCAGCUGCGUCGCCCCUUGUCCCACGCCUGGGCGCGUGCCGUGGGUCUUCUGUUGGAGCUCCCGAGGAGACGCUUCCAAGCCGACAUCAUCUCCCACAACUCGGCCAUCAGCGCCUGCAGCAAGGCGGAGCAGUGGACUGAGGCGCUCUCGGUCCUCGCAGGCCUCGACGCGGCCUCCCUGCAAGGGACUAUUGUCACCUUCGGGGCGGCGCUGGAUGCCUGCGCCCGCGCGGGCGCCUGGCAGCAGGCUCUGCUGCUGUGUGCCGAGCUCCCGGCCCGGGGCUUGCAGCCGAAUGCUGUUACGGAGGACCGCGCGGUCCACGCGUUCUCCAAGGCCUCCGUGUGGCACGCGGUGCUAGAGGUCUUCUGGACGGCCCAGGCCUCCGGGCGCGGCACCUCGCGCCUCUACAACGCGGCCAUCACGGCGUAUGGCCGAGGGCAGCACUGGCGAAGUGCGCUCUCCCUCUUCGAGGACAUGGUGAGCCAGACACUUCCCCGAGAUGUGGUGACCUUCUGUGCGUCGAUCGCCGCCUGUGACAAGGCAGGGCACUGGCAGAAGGCCGAGCUUCUCCUGGCGCAGGCCGAGCGGUGCACGAGACUGGACGUGGGGAUCUACAACGCCUGCAUCAGUGCCUGCGGCAAAGGCCUGGCCUGGCAGAGAGCCUUGUCCCUGCUGGACCGGAUCCAGGGCUCCGGCCUCACCGCCGAUGCGGUGACCUGCCGCUCGGCGAUGAUUGCGUGCGGCCGUGCUGGACGCUGGGAGGCGGUGCUGUUGCUCCUUGCCGAAGCCGAGCGGCUGGGCAGCUUCACGGCCGCCACGUACGCCGCGGCCAUGGACGCCUGUGUCACGGCAGGGCGCUGGGAGUGCGUGCUGGUGCUCUGUGACACCAUGGACAGCCGCCGCUUGCGCGAGAGCGAUGCCACGCGAGCUGCAGUGGUCCGGGCCUGUGCCUUGGGCGGACUCUGGCAGCAGGGCCUCGUCGUACUUGCACAAGCUGGGCUCGAGGGACGAACUGCGGCCACAAACGCCGCGAUCGUCGCCUGCGGCCGCGCGGGGCGGUGGAGCCAGUCUUUGGCAUUGCUCUCUGAGCUGCAGCAGGCACGUCUUGUGGGCGUCGACACCUACACCGCCGUCCUCAGCGCAUGCGGUGUUAGCGGCCAGUGGCAGCAUGCUGCAUUGAUCUUCGAGGAGUUAGAGGAAACAGGCCUCGAGCUGGACCUGGCGGCCCACACGGCCGCGGCCGCGGCCUUCGAGGCCUCAUCGGCCUGGUCUCGGGCGGCCGGGCUCAUGGAGGAGCUGCACGGCGAGCGCCUUGCCGCCGAUGUACUGGCGUACAACGUGGCCAUCCGGGCGGCAGCAGGCGGCGACCUCUGGGAAACGGCCCUCAACCUGUUGGCUUCUCUGGAGCGAGAACUGCGCAGCGACGUGAUCACUUACAACUCCGCCUUGAGAUCCUGUGUGUCCAGCGCCCAGUGGCAGGUCGCCCUGCUGCUGUUUGCAAGGUGCCGCAGCCGGGCGCUGCAGGCGGACGCCGUGACCUACGGCACCGCCAUGGGCGCGUGUGAGAAGGGAGGGCAGUGGUCCCGAGCCCUGGCCCUUUUUUCGGACUUGGAGAAGGCGCAUCUUGAAGCUGACACCAUGACUUACAGCAAGGCCUUGGCCGCAUGCGCCAACGGCAGCCAGUGGCAGAGCGCCCUGGAGCUUUUCUCGCGCAUGGGGGUGCAGUCUCUGCAGCAGGGCGUCGUUUCGUACACGGCAGCCAUAAAUGCUUGCGGCGUGGCGGGGCUCUGGGAGGAGGCGCUGCAAUUUCUCCGCGAACUCCAAUACAAGAAGAUCUCCGGCAACCUCAUCUGCUGCACUGCGGCUGCUUCCGCCUGUGAGCAGCAAGGGCGUUGGCAGCAUGUGCUCGAGUUGCUCAAGGAGGUGAGUGCACGGGGUUGGGAGCCCGAUGUGGCUUUGUACAACUUGGCCAUCAACGCCUGUGAGCGGGGCUCCAGGUGGCAGAACGCGCUUCUCCUCUUCGGCGAGCUGGAGAAGGUCCGCUCUUUGCGGCCGCUCCCGGGAGUCUGA
Molecule: messenger RNA, 2163 nt
Organism: Symbiodinium natans
Lineage: Eukaryota; Dinophyceae; Suessiales; Symbiodiniaceae
Source: the annotation of a GenBank genome assembly